Molecule: messenger RNA, 1442 nt
Organism: Panicum hallii
Lineage: Eukaryota; Viridiplantae; Streptophyta; Magnoliopsida; Poales; Poaceae
Product: peroxidase 1-like
Exons: 1
Coding region: 58-1059 (333 amino acids)
Biological process (GO): response to oxidative stress; hydrogen peroxide catabolic process
Cellular component (GO): plant-type cell wall; plasmodesma
Molecular function (GO): peroxidase activity; heme binding
Source: RefSeq, a predicted model, not a curated record
ACAACCCCAGCUACAACCUCUUCUUCUCCAUCUGCAUCCAGGCACCUCCAAUCAACCAUGGCGUCUAGGCCUCUCAGCAGCAGCAGGAUGAUCAAUAUGGGCGUUGCUGCUGCGCUCGUCCUCUCGGCGGCCGCCAUGGCUGCUGGGCUGGAGAUGGAUUUCUACAGCAGCACCUGCCCGCACGUGGAGCAGAUCGUCAAGGAGGAGAUGGUGGAGAUCCUCAAGGAGGCGCCGACGCUCGCCGGCCCGCUGCUCCGCCUCCACUUCCACGACUGCUUCGUCAGGGGAUGCGACGGCUCCGUGCUGCUGGACUCCACGCCCACCAGCACGGCGGAGAAGGACGCCACGCCCAACCUCACCCUGCGGGGCUUCGGCUCCGUGCAGCGGAUCAAGGACAGGCUCGAGAAGGCCUGCCCGGGCACCGUCUCCUGCGCCGACAUCCUCGCGCUCAUGGCGCGCGACGCCGUCGUGUUCGCCAGGGGCCCCUCCUGGCCCGUCGCCCUCGGCCGCCGCGACGGCCGCGUCUCCAUCGCCAAUGAGACCAACCAGCUGCCCCCGCCCACCGCCAACUUCACCACCCUCGUCCAGAUGUUCGCCGCCAAGGGCCUCGGCGUCAAGGACCUCGUCGUGCUAUCCGGCGGCCACACCCUCGGCACCGCGCACUGCAACCUCUUCAGCGACCGCCUCUACAACUUCACCGGCGCCAACAACCUCGCCGACGUCGACCCGGCGCUCGACGCCACCUACCUGGCCCGCCUCAGGUCCAGGUGCCGGAGCCUCGCCGACAACACCACGCUCAACGAGAUGGACCCCGGCAGCUUCCUCAGCUUCGACGCCAGCUACUACCGCCUGGUGGCCAAGCGCCGGGGGCUCUUCCACUCCGACGCCGCGCUGCUCACCGACCCGGCCACCAGGGCCUACGUCCAGCGCCAGGCCACCGGCCUCUUCGCCGACGAGUUCUUCCGUGACUUCGCCAACUCCAUGGUCAAGAUGUCCACCAUCGACGUGCUCACCGGAGCGCAGGGCGAGAUCAGGAACAAAUGCUACCUCGUCAACUAAUUAACUCAUCAUCAUCAUGUUCAUCUCGCUGUCGCUGAUGCUUUUGCUGCUGCUGCUGCUUCCGUUUCGUUUGCAUUGUUGGUCGAUUCAAUUAUUCGUUCGUUGCUUGGUUAAUAUAUAUACAUACAUACAUGAUCAGUAUCAAUUACGUGUAAAUGAAGUUCUAAAGUUGUUUUGCAUGCUUUGACUCUGGCCGUCAGUAACUGCUGCCUAUGUACAUCUAUAUAUGUAACUGAUGUAUAUGUAGACUGAGUGCCUUUCUGCAGUUUCUUGGGGUUUUUUCUUCUUCUUUUGCUUUGUAUUUCAAAUGCUUGAUGAUGAUUAUGUAAUAUAAUAAUGAAGAUCAAGGUAAUAAGCAGUAUAUUAUCAUAUAUUCACAACUA